GGUAAACGUACCAAUUAUUGACACCUUAAGGCAAGAAAAACCUUUUAAAAAAUCACCAAGGUUAUACUGAUCACUUAAGGUCCAAUUUAUAUUUUUUAUAUCAUUUUUUGGACUUUCCCGAACAAGAUGACCAUAGUUUUAUUAGGAGUAACUUAAUUUUUUUCGGGAAAAAAAAUUUUUGAAUAAAAUAUAACAGAGGCACCAGUUAUUGACAGUUCAUUUUUUCAUAGGCUCCAGUAAUUGACACACCAAUAAUUGACACAAAAGGAAAAUCAUUUUAUUCAAAAAUAAUAUUUAUAAUCUAUUUUAGGCCUCAUUUAUUUCAAUGUUAUUUGAGAACACAUAUUUUAUUCUAUCACCGAUGUUCUGAAUUUCUGGUUGAGGUAGUUUUUCAACGAUGUCUUCUAAUCUUAUAGUAGAGAUAUCGUUUUCUGCUAUCUUAAAACAGGAUUUUCCGUUUAUGGAUCUCAGAGAAGCAACUUCAAUAUCAUCCUGCGCGUAUAGUUUUUGUACGACACAGACAUAUUUAUAAAAAAAAACUUUCUUUUUCCCUCCCAUAAACUUAGCCAAAAUGAAGUCUCCAACAUGUAUAUCAUCAUAUUGUAAAUUCGUGGUUAACCCUGAAGUCUUUCUUGAUUUCAAGCGGAUCAAUGGAAUAUGGUCAUACUCAUCUUCAUCUUCUUCUCGUUCCGAAUAAAUGUUGACAUCAUCCAAACUAUCCCCGCUUUCCACCCACUCUUCACCUGAAUCUGAUGAGUCGGAAGGUAAAACUUUCUUCUUUUUGGCUUUUUGUUGAAUUUGCCUGGCUUUCUCUUCCUUUUUUCGUUUCCUUUCUUCCGCUUUAUUUUUUUUUUCUUCCAACAUUUUAUCUUUCUCUCUGGCCUUUUUCAUAUGGUAUUCCUGCCAUUUUUCUGAGGUGAUAGCAGAUGGAAUUUUUUCUUUUUUUCGUUUUUUUUCUGAACUAAUUUCUUCAGGCCAGAAUAGCGCCUUCUUGAAGGGUGUGGGAACUUGUUCUUUUAAUGAUGAAAGAUUUAAGGGUGUUAUGGAUUUCGAUGAAAGGGGGUUAGUCGCAGACAAGAUAGCGGAAGCGGGCGUUAUUUGUUUUUCUGGAGUAGCGAGAGUGUCAUAAGGAUCUAUUGUGGGAUUUUCUUCUGCCUGAUGUCCCAGAUGUAGACCUGAACAUCCCGGCUCCGAUAUAUCAUUAUCUUUUUGUUGCAGAACUUCUCCAUUCGAAUUAUUCGCUUCGAUAGCUUCUGCAAUAGUAUCUUCUUUUCCAAGGUUGUUUUCAUUGCCUGGUUUGACUUCUUUGUCAACUCUCAUGUUACUGAUCGAUUCCAGUUUCAUUGCCGACCAUACAUUAAAUAGUGAAGUAUCUUCAAUGUUUCCAGUCCAAUCAGCUUUGAAAUUAGCUCUAAAUCUUUCUAGUUUUUCGGAGGGAAUGGUUUUCUCCAAGACCAAAAGUCCUUCUUUUGCUUUGGGAAAUUGUUUAGUGUUUGCUGAUUGGGUAGAAAUUUUUGAAAAUUUCACAUUUUCAACAUUGAAUGGACAAAUACCACAGCCCCUAAAGCCAUUUUGUAUCGUCUCUUUUGUGAUUUUUGAUAAGGCCUUCUCAAAUACGGUUCCAAAAUUAUCCUUCCUGAACUUAAUUCCAUGGUUGUCGAGAUGCCAGUCUCUUACAGAUGAUUUCCAAAAUUGCUUAAGGGGUUUGAAAACCGCCACAUCCAUGGGUUGGAUUAAAUGAGUCGAGUUGGGAUAUAAGGCAAAUAGUUCAAUUCCGUUUCUUGAACAGAAUCGUGAUAAAUGUAAAGUCAUAUGCGACACAUGGCCAUCUAUGAACAUUAAAAUCGGUCGUUUAAUUUUUUGACUUUCUAGCCACGGAACAAACACGUUAGUUACGUAUUCAAAGAAGGUAGCGCCACACAUCCAGCCACUUUCUGACCGACCUAAUCCCCAAGUUUUAUUGAUACUGAUUGCUAUAUUGCUUGGAAUACGUUCAUACUUGAAAAUUACCAUGGGCGGAGCAAAUUCUCCAGCGGCAUUUGCUGUCACCAGAACUGUGAGAUUCUCUUUUUCGUCAUUUGUUCCAGCAUUAUACACACUCUUAUCUCCUUUUCUUGCCAAUACUUUGUCUGCCUUUGGCUGUAGAAAAAAUGCACUCUCAUCGGAAUUGAAGACUCUUGUAGGAUCGUUGGUUAUCUCAAACAGGUAUUUAGACUUUAAAUAAAGCUCUAUUUCUUGGAACCAUUGUCGAAGCUGUUGUUCAGACACUUUUUCACGAGCAGGUGUUAAAUUUUGGGCUACCCUCUUACUCAAAAUUGGAUGCCUUUUCAUGAACGAGUCAUACCACUUUCGGCCUGGACGGAAAUUGGUAAAAGGGUUUGGACGUUUAUCGUCUCGAAUUAUCAAUUGGACGCUAUCCAACAAUUGUUCCUUAUUGACUGGAUGAUGUGCCUUAGCCAUCGAAAGAAUCCAUUUUUCGAGAAGAUUCUCUUCAUUGGUGGUCAGAAUGGUGCUGGGUCCCAUUCGGCAAUCCACUGGUAACUUUCCUUGUGAUUUAUACAUCAGCGUCACUCUAGGAACAGAGUGUAGUCUAGCAGCCUGGGCUACAGGUGUUCCUCUUGCCACAGCUUCAAGAGCUGCAUUCAUCUGCUCUUUCGUGUAAUUUUUUUUUGGCGCCAUAUCUGAAAUAUACAAUGACAAUGCUUCAACAAGAUCUAGUUUGUUCUGUCGGGUCCACGUUUAUACGUAUUUUAUUGGGUAUUCGCCAAAGAGGCGUAAUAUCAACCUACCCAAUGAAACACAUAUUUCGUUGCUCCAGUAAUUGACAUCUUAUGUACCAGUAACUGACACCCUGUCAAUAACUGGACCCGAUUGUUUUUUUGAAGCCAUAUUUAUAGGGAAGCUUACACACUCAUACUUGCGUAUCUUAGCAUUAUCCACUGAAUAUGCAUCGAUGUACCAGUCAUUGACACUAGUGUCAAUGACUGGUGAUAUUAGGUUUAGACUUGAUCCAGUCAUUGACACCUCAGCAACCUGGCACUAGAUGAUUUAUGCCCACAGAAAUAUGAUAGAAACAAUACCUCAUAGUCUAGAUGAGCCCCCCAAAUACUUAUAAAACAUCAAACAUAAUUUCAGCAAUUGUUUAAAUGCAUCAAUUAAUUUACUUACCUUAACGAUUUGCUUAACGUUUUUCUCCAGUCACAGACACUUUGCAAAUGGCGGCAUGAAAACUGAAAAUGGAGUUUGGCGAUUCAACUCCCAAUCGGUACAGGGUUGCCAAACCUUCUAUUCUUUAAGAUUUUUUACGUAAAUAUACUCUGUUCACCAAGAUGAUCUUAUUUUUGAAUUAAAUGUGGCUCAGUGUCAAUUAUUGGAUCAGUGUCAAUAAUUGGUACGUUUACCUUAUCAUAGAAGAGGUAUCAAUAAGUUCUAGAAAUACAACCCGAUUCUAGUAUAAUUUAGUAUAAUUAACUUAUUGCCUCUAGAACCUCUGUAAAUAGUGGUUUUACGAAGAUCACAGAAGAGUCGCAAUGUUUCAGAUUUGUGAAUAGUUCAACCCAAUUUAAAAGAAAAUAUAUACAAAAUAACUUACCUCUAAUAUUGGCAGAUCAAAAAUAUAAAACUUAUAUCUUACUGAGCAAUGCAGAUAGAUAGUAGACCUUUAAAGAACAGAAAUGAAAUACUAGCAAUUUUAUUUUGAUUCUUAUCACGAAUGAAAAAAACACCUUUGCAUGGGUUUUUUGUUUCGAAAAUAUGGCUGUUCCGAUAAAAUAUAGAUAAGGUGUUAAUAAAGGAACAAUAGCCAAACAUAUUUUAGUGGAGAUGCUUGAAUAUAUUUCAUUUUAUUUAAAUAUUUUUUUCCACCUAGAUUGCGAAAAUAUCGCACUGUGCAGCGUCUCUUGCCAAAACGUCGGCAUAUAAUCGUCUAUAAUCCAUAUUGCUGAAGAAGAAGAAGACGACGACGACGUCGACAAUCCACUUCUUACUUUUCAAGCAGAAUCGGAUGAUUUUGAACCACCCAAGAAGCCGGCAAAAUGAACUAUUUAAAUCCAACAAUCUCCCAAUGCUAUCUCUUGCCUACACACAUUUAUUAUAAUAAUUACAUAAAAAUGUUGAUAAAUUACAUUGUAAAUAUAUUUCUUGUCAGGGUGAGAACUUAACAGAGCUGUGCGAAAAAUGCAGUUGGCCCUUUUUUUUUGGUUCUGGGUUAAUCUACUUUUUGAACGUAAAUAACAUGUUUCAUGAUAGAACGCAUAGUUGGAGUUGUAGUGGAAAAACCGUGUGAGAAGUGCGGACAUUUUGUGGUUUUGCGAGUACCACAAAGUUAGCUCAGGUCUUUCGAAGCUCGAAACUUGAAUAUACACCACUGAUAGAGGUCCUAACAACAUAAUAAAAAAUCAGAACUAGCCGUUAGUUUGCGAUUUUAUCAAUUUCUCGUGUACUAUAUGACUGGCCUAUUAUGUCCCCCAUUUUCUUUACACCUCCCAUUUUGUAAUUCUCCAGUAAGCCUGUUGUCCAUAGUUCAAUAAACCUUAUUUGCUUGUCAUUCUCAGCAGUAACAAAACAAAAUGUCCAAGAGACAAGCAGAAGAUGCGGGCUCAAGCAAUAACUUGCCGCCCAUAAAGAAAAUCCAUUUUGAACCCCACCUGAUUGGCCCCGUUUCAACACUCGAGGAAAUGGAUAUCAAAGUGUUGCGGUUUCAGAAUAAGAAGCUUGCACAGAGAAUAGAACAAAGAUGUAGAACCGAACAGGAACUGAGGCAGAGAAUAGAGCAGUUGGAGAAAAGACAAACCCAAGAUGAUGCUAUGCUUAAUGUGGUUAACAGAUACUGGAACCAACUUAAUGAAGAUAUCAGAAUACUUCUUCAACGAUUUGAUGCUGAAACAGCUGAUGAAUCAGAAAAUAAAAAUGAAAAUGAAGCUACAACAUCUUUCCUGAUGCAACUAUCUACUUGGGAUAAGGAUGAGCUCAAUGAUAAAUUGGCAAACCGAGUCCAGGUCUCAAGAAGAGCUGUAGCUAAAGUUAUACAAGCUUUUGAUCGACUACUGCAGAGGAAUGAAAAAGUGACUCUGGCAUUAAAAGGCCAAGUUGAUGGGCAGUUCUCCUCAGAAGACGCCCCGACAGUGGAUGAAGCCAUCAGACAAACCAAUAUCCAGCUUCAAGCAGAAAACCGAAAUUUGCAAGCUUUGCACACUUCUCUGCACGAAAAAUAUCAUACCAACAGCCUCAAAGUAGCCGAGCUACAGGAUUCUGUAACCGCCAAGGAAACAGAAACUGCCGAAUUGAAGAAUCAAGUGGACGAUUUGCAAUAUGAACUAGAAAAGGUCAGAAAUAGAAAUGACAAGCUGGAAACCCAUUUAGCCGAAGCUGUGGAAAAAAUUAAGGCUUAUCAUCAGAUGCAUGGUGACCCAGAAAAGGCUGGGGCUACCACCAAACCUGAAAAGGCAGUAGUUCAAAGCAGUGUUCCACAGGCAAAACUUGAAGAUUUAACAAAAGAAGUUGAAGAAUGGAAAGAAAUGGCAAAUAACAGACUGCAGGAAUUGGAUAAGCUACACCAAACGCAUAGAGAAACAUUAAAAGAAGUCGAAAAAUUGAAAAUGGAUAUAAGACAAUUACCUGAAAGUGUCAUAGUGGAAACUACGGAAUAUAAAUGCCUACAGUCUCAGUUUUCCGUAUUAUACAACGAAUCCAUGCAGCUUAAAACCCAACUUGAUGAGACGAGACAACAGCUUCAGACAGGCAAGAAUGCGCAUAUGCGAAAUAUCGAAGUGAUGGAGAGUGACGAGUUAAAUGCUCAAAAGAAGUUGCGCCAAGAAGUGAUGCAGCUAGAAGACUUUUUAGCUCAAUUGAGAAAAGAAUAUGAAAUGCUAAGGAUUGAAUUUGAGCAAAAUUUAGCGGCCAAUGAACAAACUGGACCGAUCAAUAGAGAAAUGAGGCAUUUGAUCACUUCUUUGCAGAAUAACACGCAACAAUUGAAAGGUGAAGUUACCAGAUAUAAGCGAAAAUACAAGGAAGCCAACACUGAAAUACCCAAAUUGCGCAAAGAAAUUGAAGAGUUGCAAGCUAAGUUGGCCCAUAAGGCUGGAACUCACCAUCAUUCUCACCAAACAGAUUCUAAGGAAGGUAUUAAAAAAGAAGAAAUAAAAGAAGAACUUGAUGUCAAGGAAGAAGGUGGAGCUCAGGUCAAGGAAGAGCCAGGUACAGCUGACGUCAAAAAAGAAACGGAAGAUUCAGACCCAGUACAAGAGGGCGAAGGUGAUAAGAACCAAGCUUCAGGAUCUGGAGACAAAAAGGACAUCAAGCAAGAAAAGCCUGUCAUCAAGAAAGAGCAACAAAUCAAAACUGAAAAGGAACGAGAGGCGCAGAGAAUAAAGGAAGCAAAAAUUGUAGAAAGCGAAAUUGUUCGAGAUCUAAAAAAUCAGCUAAAGAAAGCUCUAAACGAACAAAAGGAAAUGAAGUUGCUGUUGGAUAUGUAUAAGGGAGUUAGUAAGGAGCAGAGAGACAAAGUACAGUUAAUGGCAGCGGAAAAGAAACUAAGAACGGACUUGGACGAAUUGCGACAGGUGUUAAAAAAAAUGCAAGAAAAUAAGCGAGAUAACCGUAAGCUAGCCGAAGACGAGGCGCUUAAAAGGAUCAAGCAACUUGAAGAACAAAAACAUGAAUUACAAAGGCAGGUACAAUCGCAAAAACCGUCAGAUGGAAACUGGCCUAGUGGCGUAGUCCAUCCAAUGAGACCUUUUGUUGGCUCUCAUGAAGAAGAAACAUUACUUAAUGAAAUGGAAGUUACUGGGCAAGCUUUUGAGGAUAUGCAGGAACAAAAUUCUAGAUUGAUCCAGCAACUCAGAGAAAAAGACGAUGCAAAUUUUAAGCUGAUGUCUGAACGGAUUAAGUCCAAUCAACUUCACAAGUUAGCUAGGGAAGAAAAAGAUAUUUUAAAUGAUCAAGUUGCAACAUUGACAUCUCAGGUUGAUGCCAUCAAUUUAGUAGUAAGAAAACUAGAGGAAAAAGAACGGCUAUUACAAAAUACUUUAGCGCUUGUGGAAAAAGAAUUGCAACUACGCCAGCAAGCGAUGGAGAUGCACAAAAGAAAGGCCAUUGAAUCAGCGCAAUCCGCCGCUGAUCUAAAACUUCAUUUAGAAAAAUAUCAUUCUCAAAUGAAAGAGGCUCAACAAGUAGUAGCCGAAAAAACCUCAUCCCUAGAAGCUGAAGCCUACAAAAACAAGCGACUGCAAGAAGAAAUAGCCCUGGUAAAACGCAAAGCAGAAAGAAUGAAAAAGAUGGAAUUAGCUGGGACCACCUUGGACGAAGUCAUGAUGGAGGAAAUUCGUGAAUACAAAGAAAUCCUUACUUGUCCUUCCUGCAAAGUCAAAAGGAAGGAUGCGGUAUUAUCUAAAUGCUUUCACGUAUUCUGUUAUGAUUGUCUCAAAACCAGAUAUGAAACAAGGCAAAGGAAGUGUCCAAAAUGUAACUGCGCAUUUGGUGCUAAUGAUUAUCAUCGCUUGUUCUUGUCAAAUUAAGUGUUUGCUUAGCUGUUGUGAUUUAUAGAUAGAUAGGUUAGUUUUAUUUAGAUAUAGGAAUCAAUACAUUUUUUUUUUACUACUUACCCAAGAAAUAGUAUUAUUCAAUCUAUUUUUCUAGGAGAA
Messenger RNA from Ceutorhynchus assimilis (cabbage seed weevil), 7643 nucleotides. NCBI's taxonomy places the organism in Eukaryota, Metazoa, Arthropoda, Insecta, Coleoptera, Curculionidae. The record is from the annotation of a GenBank genome assembly.